Arctia plantaginis is the source of this 2088-nucleotide messenger RNA. Lineage: Eukaryota; Metazoa; Arthropoda; Insecta; Lepidoptera; Erebidae. The record is from the annotation of a GenBank genome assembly.
AUGGCGGUGCGCGCAUGCGCUCUUUUGUUCCUCGCGUUCACAACAGCCGCAGCGCGGGAAUGCAUCGAAUUGACAUUACCCGACAAAAGUUUAUUAACAGAUUCGAUAUUAAACGGUACGAUAUUAAAGUUAGCAGCUAAAAAUGAAAGUUUCGAAGAAAGUGGACGUUUUAAUGUGGUGGAAAUGUGGGAGCGGUUCCCUAAAAUCGUGGUGCCAAGGAACGGGACCAGCGAUCAGUGCCGAAGAGAUAGCCAGUUAUACCUAGACAGCCUGGAACGUCUGGAGUUAUGGGCAUUAAAAAUGUUCGACGCAACAGCGAAACCUCCUGCAGGCAUACUAAGCGGCAAUGGAAACCAAUAUGGUGAUUUCGACGAAUGUCUCAGCAUUGAUGGCGCAGUCAGGGGAAAGUACUGUCUCGCAUCGCUUCAAGUAAGCUUCCAUGGAGACAAAAAUAUGGCAGACAUCGACACCUUAGUACACAGUGGACACUAUAUAAGAAGCAAUAUUACUGAUAUGGGUCACAGAGUUCCUCGUUAUUCCAGUUUGCUGUGGGGCGUCUGUAUCCCUAGUUCCUGCAGCAGUUUCGAUUUAGAGGAAGAACUGUCUGAGAAUCUGUCCAGUCUUGGUAUUUCAGUUAAAGUACAUAACACUAUGUGUUCCGUCAAAGAUUUCAACAGACCUUACUCCUUUGGGAAAACACUUUCCAUCACAUUUUUCCUGGCAAUUAUUCUGCUACUGAGUUUAGGAACUAUACUAGACGAUGACAAAGAAGGUGCGACAAACUUCGAAAAACUUCUGAACGCGUUUUCCUUAAAAAGGAAUUUAAAAAAGAUUUUUGACCUAUCCGAUUCCCCGACCAAGGUCAAAGGUAUUGACGCGUUUAGAGGUAUAAACGCGCUAGCGCUGUUGAUUGCUCAUAAAUCUAUGGCUAUGGCUCACAACCCUUAUGUAAACAAAGUUAGCUAUUCUAAUGUAUUUGGCAUGCCUUGGGCCGUCGUCGGGCGAUCCGCCAUCCUCUACACAGACAGCUUCUUGUACCUCAGCGGGUUUUUAAAUGCAAACAACCUUCUUCAAGACCUAGAAAGGAAGGGAACUAUCAACCUCAAGGACCGCCUCAUCGCCAGAUGGUUUAGACUAUUUCCUCUCUUCGUGAGUCUGAUGUUAUUCUGUACAUACAUUCUGCCAGACGUUAACAACGGCCCCCAGUGGAACUUGGUCGUGGAGGAACACAGCAGAGUCUGCGAAAAGAAUAUGUGGAAAAGUUUUCUGUUCAUACACAACUAUUUUGGAUUUGAGGAAAUGUGCCUAACACACACGCACCAAAUCGGCAUGGACAUGCAGCUGUACGUAGCUACGCUCCCCCUAAUGGUACUGAUCUGGAAAUUCAAAAAAUUGGGCUGGUCCCUUCUGGUUCUUAUAGCUGUCGCAUCAACGGUGUUGAGGUAUCUGGCGAUCUACUGGUACGAUAUCAGCAUGUUCGUGUACUUCGGGAUAUCAGUUCAGAAGCUACUAGAUGCUGCUCGAUACUCUUACAUCCUACCGACUCACAGAGCGACCAUUUAUCUUAUAGGAAUGGUUAUGGCUUAUCUCAUGAAGUCUAAGAAAUUAAAUUUCACACUGUCAACUGCCCAGUCAAGACUGCUAUGGUGCUCCUGCUUUGGCCUAGCUAUAUUCACGGUAGUUAGCCCCUACAGAAUGGGUCUGGAAGGUUACCAAUACGAGCACUACCCCGCUGCGAUGUUUGCGGCCUUUUCACCCAUACUAUGGGGCUUGGUCAUGUGCGUAGCCCAUUGGGCGAUAUGUAACGAUUAUGCAGGUGUAGGAACCGCUUUCGUUGAAGCCCGAGUGUUCAAAUUCUUCAACAAGAUCGCGUACAGCGUGUACCUGACGCAGUUCCCAAUCUUUUUCUACAAUGUUGGGAUUCAGAGGCACGCCGAAUAUUACUCACCUUUACUUCUAUUGCACUUCCCCGAGGUACUGACCGUGUUAUUGGUGUCAAUAAUGGCGACAGUUGCCAUUGAAAUGCCUUUCAACAAAGUUUAUAGGAUAUAUUUUGGUACAUCACAGACGAAGUUAAAAGACAAAUGA